Molecule: messenger RNA, 2482 nt
Organism: Priapulus caudatus
Lineage: Eukaryota; Metazoa; Priapulida; Priapulimorpha; Priapulimorphida; Priapulidae
Product: G2/mitotic-specific cyclin-B-like
Exons: 8
Coding region: 121-1341 (406 amino acids)
Biological process (GO): mitotic cell cycle phase transition; regulation of cyclin-dependent protein serine/threonine kinase activity
Cellular component (GO): nucleus; cyclin-dependent protein kinase holoenzyme complex; cytoplasm
Molecular function (GO): cyclin-dependent protein serine/threonine kinase regulator activity
Source: RefSeq, a predicted model, not a curated record
AAGGACACAUCACUCCCAUUUUCUUGCGUGGCUUUGUAUACCGUUGUUCAAAGUCUUGUCUCGCAAACGAAAGCUUCUACAAUUACAAGUGUAAUUCCUACAGUACACCUUCAGUUGAAGAUGGCUUUGAAUUUGCAGCGUCGUGCAUUGAGCAGUAUGUCUUCGAAUACCGGAAGAGAAAACGUUGGCAUAUUGAAAGGUAAAGCUGGUACUCAGCGGACAAUUGCCACAGGUAGUACCAGGCAAGCACUUGAUAAUGUUUCAAAUGCUUAUACAACUUCCACUGCUGGGCAAGAUGGAAAGAAGAAGGUGGCUGCAGAUCAUGGUACCUUCAAACCCCGAAAGGGAUUGGUGAAAUCACGGGCUACAUCAUCACUGAUCCCUGUAAAGGAAGAAAAGGAAAUAACGAAAAAGACCGUGAAGAAGGAGAAACCAGCAUCCCUUUUACCCGUGGACAUCAGCUGCUUAAAACUUGAUGAUUUCACCCUUCCUCCUGGUAUAAUGGAUAUUGACACAGAAGACAAUGACAAUCCGCAGUUGGUCAGUACCUAUGUGAACGAGAUCUACAUGUACUUGCGUUUCCAAGAGCAACUGUUUCCGGUAAAGUCCAAAUAUCUUGAGAAGCACACAAACCUGAAUGGCAGAAUGCGUGGCAUUCUUGUCGACUGGCUGAUCCAGGUGCACAACAGAUUCCACUUGCUGCAGGAAACUCUCUAUCUCACCAUCGACCUACUCGACCGUUUCUUGCAGGAGAUUACAGAUGUUACUCGUGACAAGCUGCAAUUGGUUGGUGUCACCGCAAUGCUAAUUGCCUCCAAAUAUGAAGAGAUGUAUGCGCCAGAGGUCAAUGAUUUCGUCUAUAUCACCGAUAACGCUUAUUCGUCUGCGGAGAUCCGAAAGAUGGAAGUGUUCAUGCUAAAGACACUGUCAUUCAAUAUGGGAAAGCCACUGUGUCUACAUUUUCUUAGGAGGAACUCCAAGGCUGGAGGCGUAGAUGCUCAGAUGCACACACUUGCAAAGUACCUGCUAGAGCUGAUGUUGCCGGAGUACGAGUUUAUACACUACAACCCAUCUCAACGGGCUGCUGCUGCUCUAUAUCUGGCUGUUCUGCUUAUAAAUGGAAAUGCAUGCUGGAAUGAGACGCUGGCAUUCUACAGUGGUUACACGCAGGAUGAGCUCAGCAUACUCAUUUCCAAGCUCGCCUCUCUUGUCACGAAGUCUGAGACGGCAAAGUUGCAGUUUGUGCGCACUAAGUAUACAAGCAGCAAGUUCAUGAAGAUCAGCACCAUUCCCGAACUGCAAUCGAGUGUACUGACAGAGCUCGCUGCCCAGAGAUUGUAGCCAGUGUGCUGGGGGAAGUGAACUAGUUGCCAUCAUGUGACUGUACAUUUUGCAAAUGGAUCCCGCCAUGGUUAACAGUGGAAGAAUCAAGAGAUGGAGAGACGAGUGAAGAUGAUUGUACACCAAAUGGUCGCUCACAAUUUAUCUACGAAGAUUGCCCUCCAGAAGAAGUUGUGAGAUAAUUGUAUAUUCUAUUUGAAUGAAUUUCACUAAUUAUGUAAAUAAGCUAUUUGCCACAGUCAUUAUAUUAUGUGUUUCUGUAGAGCUAGAUAUAGUGGAUGCUCUUGUUUUGGAUCAUCGGUGCAUUGAGGCUGGUUUCAAUCUGCGUUCAUACUGUCUUCAUAUUGUUUCCUUUUCUAUCAAAAUAUUGGAAAGCUAGGUAGAUUGUAUAAAUAUAGGUAGGUUGUCUGUCCAGUGCCUGGUAGGGUAUUUGAAAUACGGAGUCAUUAUUUGUAUGUAUUUAAACUAGGGUUUAUAAUUUUGUUUGUAAGUUUUAUUUUAUAUUAAAUUAAUAAUAAUUAGGUUUUAAAUGUUAAAAUACUAACUGACAAUGCCCUUUCUUGCUAUUAUUAUAUUACAAGGUUUAUCGAUGGCUGUUGGUCUCAUCAUGUUUAGCAACUUCCAUUGUUUCAGGCAGGCACUUCUAGCUAUGUAGAAUCAUGAGCCUUUCAUAAUCUCUCCUGCAGUUCUUAAACCUGUUUUGGGGUCAUGGUGCUAAUUUACAGCAUGCUUAUCUCAAUCACUCUUAUAGUCUUGUUUUCUUAGUCAUUGUCUUGCAUCUAAAUGUCUCUAUAUUGUACUUCCGUCUUGUUGUGUUUGUGAUUGUCAGGUGUAUGACCACCUGACCACACCUGUACUUCUGGUGAAUAUGCGUUUGCUAGUCUAACCAAGUGUCUUUGUUAUCAGUUCUACCAUAAAUUGAUGAGACUAUAAAUAUAGUCUUGUCAAUUUUUGGUUGUACUAAUGAAAUGCUUCAGUAUCUAUUGAUUAAAACCAAUAAUGCAGCCAUCGUGGCCUGUAGCUAGUAGUAUCAAAGGAAGGAAGGAGGGUGAGAAAUGACUUUUAAAAUUAAACAUUUUGUAAUAUAAAGGGUCGAAUGAUGCUAUUGUACUGGCUUUGCUAAAUAAAUUUUAUGCAAAUA